Phragmites australis (common reed) is the source of this 794-nucleotide messenger RNA. RefSeq lists its product as uncharacterized. The transcript has 2 exons. Lineage: Eukaryota; Viridiplantae; Streptophyta; Magnoliopsida; Poales; Poaceae. The record is from RefSeq and is a predicted model, not a curated record. The coding region runs from base 77 to 631 and encodes 184 amino acids.
CGCAGUCCACGCCGACGCGGGUUGUCGGUAGCCGUUGGAUAUGGUUUGCGGGCCGGAUUGAUCUGUAGCCCAAGCGAUGACACACCUUCAAGAGUCGUGGCCCGCCGCUUCCCCUGCCGCCGCCGCCAGCCCUCGCCAAACGUACAAGGCGAGCCCGCCGGGGCUUCGGCCGCCCAUUUUCCGGAUGGAGAACCCCUUAAGAUCCCCCAGGUCUUCCCCGGCUUCGGCGUACGACGCCGGCGAAGAGAUGCGUGAGGACACCGUCGGGAGGCUACGUUGGAUGGACACCCCCAAAUGCCGCCACCGCCCGGCGCCGGAGCCGAGCGUCGAGACGCAUGCAUUAUUCAGCUGCCUUCGCGCUGAUGCCGAACGAACAGACAUGGCUGCUACUCAUGGAGGCAGCCACGGCAGGGCAAGGCACCACCGCACCGUACGUGUGGGAGCGGAUGUACAUGGUAGCGAUAUGGACUAUAGAAAAAACAUUUUUCGUUCCAAGAAUUGGAAAAAUUGCUUAUAUGCUAUUAAUUUAGCUGCGUUUCGAAAAUUUAUCAUCCUAACUCAUAUAUCAUUGACACAUGUGGUCUAUAUAUCAGUAAGAAAUAGAGAUGAUAUUUUAUCAAAAUACAGCUAAAUUAGUGACAGGGGCAAAGAUCCGAAAGACAAAAUGGUUAGCUGCAAACCAGAAAGAGCAACAGUUCAUUUACCUGUCAUUUGUAUGAAUAGUUCGCGUAUCUUGUAUUAUGCAUCGGAUGCUGCGGUUCUAAAUUUAGUCAUGGUAUUAUGUCCUUCGUAUC